Phacochoerus africanus (Common warthog) is the source of this 1697-nucleotide messenger RNA. RefSeq names its product dynein assembly factor with WD repeats 1 (gene DAW1). The record is from RefSeq and is a predicted model, not a curated record. NCBI's taxonomy places the organism in Eukaryota, Metazoa, Chordata, Mammalia, Artiodactyla, Suidae. The transcript has 13 exons. Bases 73 to 1320 code for a protein of 415 amino acids. Gene Ontology annotation, molecular function: protein binding.
ACUGGCGCCUCCUGCUGUUUGGUCGUUUCCAGGGCGACCAGGUCUGCCGGCUGGCGGUCCCCCAGUGAAAAAAUGAAACUCAAGAGCCUACUGCUCCGGUAUUACCCACCAGGAAUUAUGUUGGAAUAUGAAAAAAGUGGAGAAUUAAGGACCAAAUCCAUAGACUUGCUUGACCUUGAUCCCAGUACAGAUGUCAACGCCUUAGUAGAAGAGAUACAGAAAGCAGAACCUCUAAUCACAGCUUCACGGUCAGACCAAGUCAAACUUCUAAUACAGAGAUUACAGACGAAACUCGGACAGCACAGCAACCACAACUUCUAUCUUUUUAAGGUUCUCAGAGCACAUAUACUGCCACUGACCAACGUCGCACUUAAUAAAUCGGGCUCCUGCUUUAUCACAGGGAGCUAUGAUCGGACAUGCAAACUCUGGGACACGGCAUCUGGAGAGGAACUUCACACGCUGGAGGGCCACAGGAAUGUGGUUUAUGCCAUAGCAUUCAACAAUCCUUAUGGGGACAAAAUUGCCACUGGGUCCUUUGAUAAGACUUGUAAACUAUGGAGUGUAGAAACAGGAAAAUGUUACCAUACCUUUAGGGGUCAUGCAGCAGAAAUAGUGUGUUUAUCGUUUAAUCCUCAAAGCACAUUGGUGGCUACCGGAAGCAUGGACACAACGGCCAAACUGUGGGAUAUUCAGAAUGGAGAGCAAGUGUGCACUUUAAUGGGACAUUCAGCCGAAAUCAUCUCCUUGUCCUUUAACACCUCAGGCGACAGAAUCAUCACAGGGUCUUUUGACCAUACGGUUAUAGCGUGGGAUGCUGGUACUGGAAGGAAGUUGUAUACCUUGAUUGGGCAUUGUGCAGAGAUCAGCAGUGCUUUAUUCAACUGGGAUUGCUCUCUGAUAUUAACUGGCUCUAUGGACAAAACUUGCAUGCUAUGGGAUGCUACAAAUGAACAAUGUGUGGCAACAUUGACGUGCCAUGAUGAUGAAAUACUGGACAGCUGUUUUGAUUACACCGGAAAGCUUAUUGCAACUGCUUCAGCCGAUGGAACAGCAAGAGUAUUCAGUGCAGCCACAAGAAAAUGCAUUACCAAGUUGGAAGGCCAUGAAGGCGAAAUCUCAAAGAUUUCCUUCAAUCCCCAAGGGAACCGUCUCCUCACCGGCAGCGCUGACAAAACGGCCAGAAUCUGGGAUGCCCAGACGGGUCAGUGCCUCCAGGUUCUCGAAGGACACACGGAUGAGAUCUUUUCCUGUGCUUUCAACUAUAAAGGCGACAUAAUCAUCACAGGCAGCAAGGAUAAUACCUGUAGGAUAUGGCGUUGACUGAAGAAAGCCAGUCGAGGGGGAACCGUACCAGCCGUGGUGAUGAACGCCUGGAGCGUCCCAGCCAGCCAGCUCUUUUGCUAUUUCCUGUUUUCUCUUUUUCCCCCAAAUCGACCAUCCGUACACCGUCCUUAGCUUCACAGAUAGAACAUUAAAGCUGGUAAAGUUACAUCAUUCCUUGAUAUUAUUGGACGGAGAGGACAGGAACAAGCAUACUGUUUGGCACAUGUCACUGGUUCUUUCAGUUGUUUUCUUUUCUCGAUGGCAGGAUGACGCCGCGAAACGAAACCAGAGGAAUUUAACGAUGUGUCUUCUCAAGUCUACUCUGAAGGCAAAUUAUCAUAAUUUCUGCUCAAUAAAGUUUGGAGAGAAAAUUG